Colletotrichum navitas is the source of this 1965-nucleotide messenger RNA. RefSeq lists its product as uncharacterized. The record is from RefSeq and is a predicted model, not a curated record. Lineage: Eukaryota; Fungi; Ascomycota; Sordariomycetes; Glomerellales; Glomerellaceae. The transcript has 3 exons. Bases 223 to 1851 code for a protein of 542 amino acids.
AGACCAAAGCCCUGCCCCGGCUGGUGGUCGGGGGCCUUGGAGAUUCAAAUACCAGUGGUUGCGCGUCCCUAGAGUCGUCUGACCUUUCCAACCAGAACGCCUUCCCAAGACCCAACGUUGGGGAUUUCUUUCUGCCACUCUGCCCUUGUACCCCCCUACAGCCCUCUGCCGCCAGCUUCCCUGCUGCGCGCUUCCACCUAUGGGCGACAUCAGACACCGGCCAUGGACCCAGCACCUGCAAUCGGGUCCUGGGACCGCUACACUCAAGACACCGCCCAGGUCGUCUGCUGGCUGCUUGGCGACAGCGAUCAUGAACAAGACGCCGCCCGCAGGUCACUGAGGUCAGUGACAAGGCUGAAGCUCGUUGCAGCCGGACGCUGGACAGAGGGUGUCCAGAUGCCCGACGCAACCCGGCAUGCCCUCGAUAGGUCUAUCGCAACAGCCACCCGGUUUUCCGAAUGGGUCCUGCACCAGCGAGGGGACUACCGAGUUCCAGCCGCUGUCAGCCAGGCUGCGCCCCCCCCCGAUGUCCUCGAGACCAAGGAUCUCCUAUUCAUCCAGCGCAUGUUCCCGACCAGAACUGCGGCCUCUACCGUCAUUCCAGGCCUCUCCAGCACAACAUCCCAUGAGACCACCAGAGGUCUAGGCGACAAUCCCAUCCCCGCCCCUGUUGAUGUCACAGCAGAGUAUCCCAUCAUCGUCCACCCUGCGUUGGCCAUCUUCUGCCUGAUCUCGGACAUGCAUGAAGCCAGGGCUCAGCUGCGGUGCGUAUGGGACAAGUACCGGCGUCAUGAAAUUGAUCUUAUCACGGCUGAUGCUACUACCGAAGUCGCCGUCGGCAUCAUCAGUGACAUGGGCGAGGCAAUCAAACAUCAAGUCACCCGCCGAUUUCCUGAUACAUGUCUCCAUCACUUCGGCCUCCAUCUCGGUCUACUCCUCACCUACCUCGCCACCGGGACAUUUGUCGGGGCUACAGAUCUGCUUGACAUGGUCGGAUUUGCUGCCGUCCAGGCCACUAUGGAACAGACAAUCAGAUUCCCAGCUACAUGCGAGCUUUCGACUUGGACGAUGCGAGACUUCAGCCUCCUGUUGAUAGCUGCCGCAAAAGUCCCAGAGGGCGCCCAGGACCUGAACAAACAUCUCCCCCGCGACUUUCAGCAACUCUUGGAUGACUUCUGUCUCGUCAGCCGUCUCGUCCAGCAGGCGAACCAGUUUCCCAACGCUGACUGCCCCCUGGCUGCUACGUACCUCAACCCUCUCCUAUACAGCUUCCGUCUCUCGAAAAACACGGAAUCGGUGCCAACGGCGACUGUCGCCAUGUGUGCCGUUCUCUGCGAUAUCCACGGCACCCAAGGCGUGCUCCCUCAUGCCUAUGCAGACACCAAACGCCUCUGGCAAACCACCUUCUCCCUGAAACGACAACUGCCAUCCGCCAGCGGUCCGUCAACAAGGCAGAAGAUCUUCCAUCAUCACCCCGUCCUUACCGGCGUCAUCAGGUUCGCACUUGGUGCCCGCCAAAGGCUCACAGCGAGCAGACGCCCCCGUUCCCCAAACCAGGACAGCCCAAGCAUCAUCGAACUCCUGUCAGACGCCACCCAACGCUUACCCGAGGGAGCCAUGCACAACACAUUACACAGCAGGGUAAUAGCCAUCCUCGCCACCAAGCACAACCAUGCUAGCGAGCAGGCCAACCUCAGCGUCGCCUGGUUCAUUGAGGCACUGUCCUCCGCCAUCGGGAGGGAAUCUCCAACACUGUUUUGCAUGCAUCCACAAAGCCCUGCCGCCGCACCAUUAAGGUCACCUGACACCAGCCGCACCACCGUCAUCAACCAAGGAAUUCCUCCUACGUAGGGAUAUCCAAGGUUCAGUAGCCACCACAACCUAUAGGCUAAGCAGCCGUUGAGCGUACCAGGAAGCAUUACGAAGGAAGGAAGGAGUGUCAUAUAGAGUUCUAGGAGCCCCCCC